UUCUUUGUAGGUGCAGAGAAAGGGAAGCCGACGCUCAUACCAGUUAGGUGGAGCUAGUGGCUCAGCCCACAUGAUAAUCAGCCAUGCGCACUUCUACGUAAUUCUGCUUUCAGCAUCACCUGAUCACGUAGCAAUCGGUGUCGAAUCUCAAUCUUACACGAAGACUGACCUCAAGGUAUAUUUUUGCAGGGAUGGGAUCCCAGGUCACCGGUUGGGGGACUGAGACGGAGAUUUACUCGACCCCAACAGAGAUGGGAGAUAAUCUCUCUCCUUCUGCAGAUGCUGCAUGGCUUUGGCAGCCAAUCAAAUGGUCCUGGUGGAUAUCAUUUCAAGUGAUUUCCUCUCUCCUGGGAGUGGUUGGCAACUUCCUGGUAAUGAUCCUGAUCCUAGGAGGUCGCCACCUCAGGAGUUCUUCUGAUGUUCUCAUAGGCCACCUGGCACUGGCUGACUUUCUGACCUCCGUGUUCAUGUUCCCUCUUCCCAGGGCAGAACACGUUCCGUCCACACCUUUGGCGGAGGCCUACUGCAGGUUCGUCUUCACCUCGUUCUUCAUGUGGUUGGCCAUUUUCAUGUCCAUCAUGAUUCUUAUGGUGAUAUCCCUGGAGCGAUUCGUAGCCAUCGUGUACCCGUUGCACUUCCAGCGCUUUCGCCGUCGAAGGUACGUCACCAAGCUCAUUCUGUGGCUUUGGGCGUUGUCUAUCGCUGCCAACGUCCACAUCGUGGUCAACAUGAGCGUCGACGGCGAAUCGCGACAAUGCAGGGUCAAACACCUCUCACGGGAUUGGCAGAUUGUUACUGGUGUCGUCAUCUUCCUGAUCACAUUUGCGAUACCAGCGUCAGUCAUGAUCAUCACGCAGGUCAUCGCGGCUAGAACCCUCAAGGCGCAGUCUCGACGUUUCGACGGCGCCUUGUCCAACAUGUCUAACGGCUCAAACAGUCUCAUUCUUGCAAGAAACAGGCUCCUGCAUAUGCUCUAUCUGGUCAUUGCAAUCUUCAUCCUCUGCUGGGGACCCAACGACAUCGCCUAUUUCCUGUACAACCUCCAAGUCUUGGACCAGAGCUAUCUUUAUGGACCUGUUGAUAGGAUCCUGGUGGUGGUUGCAUUUUACAACUCUUGCGCCAAUCCCAUUGUCUACGCAAUCAGGUACCCGAGAUUCCGGCGAGCAAUCCGUCGGUUGCUGUCCUGUGCACCAGUAAACAGUGGCACCCUCUUUGAUUUUAACGCAACUUCAGCAACUGGUCGGCAGGACCAAACUCUUAAUCUGACAGUGAUGAAUACGGUAUCAAAUAAUCUGUCUCGUGCUUGAUCAGAGCGUAAAUCUACUAAUCAUUUAUACCGGAAAUGUGCAAUUGCGAACCUAAACGGAUGUGAAUUUAUUUUUCAAUCUAUUCCACUUACUACUUAUCAAUCUAGGAUGUGCUUUCCCAAGAACAUCACCUGCAUAAGCAGUUCAAGAACGUGGAGCAACAUCUGUUUGCUUGGAGAAUUUCAAACAAGCCAAGCAGUGUAUAUUAAGAGAGUUGAAGAAAUGUCUUUUAAAUGAAUGAAUAUUUGUUUAACGUACAUUUUUUAUAAUUACGAGUUCCCUUUGUGUGAUCGAGGUGUGUGUGUAUGUGAGAACAGAAAACCCAAUUGCGCCCCCGCCCUCCCACUUCGAGUAGAGAUUUCCGCCCAUGUUCAGCACCCCCAGUCAAAAAAACCGUUGCCAGGGCUCUGCCCUUACCCCACCCCCCUUAUUACAAACUUAAAGUGUUUAAAAUAUUCGUUUUGUCUCACUUGCAUAGCAGAGUGAUCAACACACUAUAGG
Messenger RNA from Lytechinus variegatus (green sea urchin), 1808 nucleotides. Its product is annotated as somatostatin receptor type 4-like. Gene Ontology annotation, molecular function: G protein-coupled receptor activity. NCBI's taxonomy places the organism in Eukaryota, Metazoa, Echinodermata, Echinoidea, Temnopleuroida, Toxopneustidae. Bases 192 to 1307 code for a protein of 371 amino acids. The record is from RefSeq and is a predicted model, not a curated record. Gene Ontology annotation, biological process: G protein-coupled receptor signaling pathway. The transcript has a single exon. Gene Ontology annotation, cellular component: membrane.